Molecule: messenger RNA, 3423 nt
Organism: Brienomyrus brachyistius
Lineage: Eukaryota; Metazoa; Chordata; Actinopteri; Osteoglossiformes; Mormyridae
Exons: 10
Coding region: 389-2530 (713 amino acids)
Molecular function (GO): nucleic acid binding
Source: RefSeq, a predicted model, not a curated record
UAUUUGACUAAUCUAAGCCAACAAAGAACCUUUUUACGCCAAAUAGUCUCUACUGUGCAAACAAAUUGUUGCUUCUUGACGUUUUUUGUUAUUAUUACGUGGAAAACAUUUUAUGCCUAAAAAUGCAUAAAAGUUCAAAAGUGCUGCUGGUACUAAUGGGGUACCAAGUGAAUGUUAUGCGAUUCUAUUUCUUUUUGAUGAGAGCGAAAGUGAAAUUAAAUUCUAGCGCUGCUAGCUCAGUUACAUUUUAGAAUUCGAUUCGAUUUGAUAUAAACGACAUAAAGAUACAUACAAAUACACAGGCGUCUGAUCGGCGAUCCCAACGCUUGUUAAAAGCUGAGUUAAAGGGAACAACGGGGAAGUAACACGUAGAAGAAACUUAAACGAAAUGAGAACACAGGAGGAAAUGCAUAAAGAAUACCUACAAGUACAAAGUACAAGUACAAAAGCUUUUGCACCUGUACAGUUCAUAUCCGAGAGCUCCAUAGCUGCUGCACAUUCACUCUUUGAAAAUGUGCGAUAUUGGCUCAAAAGUCAAGAGCAAUGUGCUGGAGAACUGGAUGAAAUAGCAAAGGAUUUGGAUGAAAUAAGAAGGAAUGUCAAUGUUGCCAAAGUUGUUGGAUGCUCUAUAGCCACAGCAGUAUCUGCUGGUUGCCUGAUAGCCACCAUCUUUACUGGUGGAUUAGCUGCUCCUCUCCUGGUUGCCUCAGUGGCUGGGAGUGCAGGAACUGUUACUACGUUGAUUGCCUCUUACAUUGAAGGGCUGAAAUCGAGCGAUCGCUUUAAAAAACAAACAACGAUCUUAAACAAAGCUGAAAAGGUAGCUUCAGAAAUGAAGGCAUCACUGGUGGAGAUGGUGAACGAAAUAGGAAGAACUGGAGUCACACUGGAGGAGCUGGAGGAAAUGCUGACGGGGAGGAAUACGUCUGAUCUGUCUGCUGACAAGAUGGUUGUUUUGUACCAUUUUUUUGCCGCUGUGGCACAUCACAAUCGUUCCUUUUUAGAGUUUGAUUGUCAUUCUCAGUGGAUCAUAAGAGCCCUUGCUGACCGCAAGAUGCCAAAUCCUUUGUUUAAAUUCCUGGAAGGCAUGAAUGGUGAAAUACAGGUCCCAUUAAAAAAUAUGAUCUAUAAAGGCUUGUUGACUACUGGGAUCAUUGGAGUUACUGCGUGUACUUUUGUGAAGAAGAAGGCCAAGAAAAAAGCUUCAGAAAUGGUGAUUCGUGAGGUAACCAUGAAGGCAACUCAGACUGCAGUGAAGAAUAACGUGAUAAAACAAGGUUCCAAAGUAUUGACUCGUGAGGUGACCAAAACGGCGGCUCGGACUGCAGUGAAGAUUUCAUGCGGAAUAGGUCUCGCCAUUAGUUUGGUUGAACUAGUAGAUGUGUCACUGGAUCUGGCAAAAGACAAGCCUACUGAAGCAAGUGCACAGCUGAGAGACACGGCAAAGACAAUCCGUGAAAAUGUUCGGGAAAUAAGGAGCAUGUUGGACUCCCUUCGAAAAAUUAUUGAAGAUCUUGAAGGGAAGUGGAAAAAAGAAGCUGAAGAAAAGAAGAAAGAAGCUGAAGAACAGCGGAAAAAAGAAGCUGAAGAACAGCGGAAAAAAGAAGCUGAAGAACAACGGAAAAAAGAAGCUGAAGAACAGCGGAAAAAAGAAGCUGAAGAACAACGGAAAAAAGAAGCUGAAGAACAGCGGAAAAAAGAAGCUGAAGAACAACGGAAAAAAGAAGCUGAAGAACAGCGGAAAAAAGAAGCUGAAGAACAACGGAAAAAAGAAGUUGAAGAAAAGAAGAAAAAGGAGGCUAAAGGAAAGAGGCCAAAAACGGGAAGCUGUCAGGCACGAUGGAAGGUUUUGCUCUUUUCCUUUAUUAUUUUUGUAGUAUAUUGGAUUCCCAAGUCUCAACUGAUGUUUGGCAACCAAGAAGGUCAGCAGUCUCAGAUGGUAGAGAAAGGAGUGAUGGACACCUUAAGCACCACCAAGCAGCUAAACAAACUUUCCACCAAGCAGCUAAACAAACUUUCCACCAACCAGCUAAACAAACUUUCCACCAACCAGCUAAACAAACUUUCCACCAAGCAGCUGAACAAACUUUCCACCAACCAGGGAAACAAGACAUCCAAAACCCAGUCCUGUGAUCAACCAGAUUUGGAGCUUAAUAGCCAGGAAAUUAAUGAGAAGUACCAGAAGUUUUUGAGACAGCAUUAUUCGCGAGAUAAAAAAGUCAAUAUCUGCAAUAAACUGAUGACUGAAAGAAAAAUUAUAGGUGAAAAACCAAACAAAUGCAAAGUGAUAAACACCUUUAUUAUCACUGAUUCCAAAAACUCAAUUAAAGAUGUCUGUGAUAAAGGAGGGGAGGAUUAUUGUGAAGAUGGUAAAAUUUUAACAAAAAGCAUAAAACACUUUCAAGUGGUCAUCUGUACAAUUAAAAAUCAAAAUGCAGUCUACCCCCAUUGCGAUUAUCGUCAACAGGAAAGCUCAAGGUAUAUUGUUAUUGCCUGUAUAAAAGGUUUACCUGUGCACUAUGAAAAAUGAUUACUAUAAUGGGACAGUCAUGAAGGGAUUAUUUUUUAAUCUGGGUGCUCUUCUCCUUUUAAUGCGGAGAAUCCCUGAUCGAACAGACCUAAUAACUGAGAAACCUCUCCUACCUGAACUGCCAGUUACUAUGGAAUUAUUCAGUUAAAUUAGAUUGUUGUAUCUCAAACUUUCUGACUUUUUAGUAUAUUCAUUUGACUUUGUCAUGUUCAUAUUUUCUCACUAUAUUACAGUUUUUUACAAUUGCUAUGACAGUUUUUGCAAUACAUUUAACAAGUUUCCUAAACUCUUAACACAGUUAGCACAACAUCCGUUUUUGUAGGCUAUACAAUUAACACAUUUCUUGUUGCUAUGAUACAAAAUGCAUACAGUUAACACCAAUUUAAAAUGCUUGAACUUCUGUUGUAUUUUAUUCCAUUGCCAAUUAGAAACAGCUUAUUGUAGUUAUGAAAAUCACAGCUGAUUCCCAUCUAGGAACCACACUCAGGUGUUGACGUUUUUCCAAUCACAUGAUCAGAGGACUCUUUGGGCUGAUCUUGUGUGGAAAAAGAACAAUAUAGAGCAACAGAAAGAAAAAGAAAGAAAGAAAGAAUGCCUGCAUGAGGGAGAAGAAGACGAGUACCAGGACAAUUGAGAGGAGUGGGGCAAGGUAGAGGGAGAGGAGUUAGAAUGCAAAUAGAAGUCUGUACUGCAGCAGUUCUGUGUCUGUAUUUUUUUACAUAAACUGUACAUUUUAUAAAGCUACUCUGAGAUGGUCAUUAAUUUUUUUGUAUUGAAUUUCUGCAGCAAAGGAAACAAAAUGCAUGCAUUUACUAAACGCAACAAAACAAAAAUGUAGAAAGGCUUCAAAUAUAAGGGCAGACCUGACACAUAAAAUAAUGCAGUUUCUGUAA